UAAGGAAAAAUAUAAAAUAAAACGGAUAAUCAAUUGUUUCAUCCAAGUUACAGUGUGGGUCGUGUUUGUUUCUUUUGUUGGGUUUGUGAGCUGCGCUCAUGGCAUCUGGCACGCAGAGUACUGGGAUGUUAACCAGAGAGCAACUUUCCCAUCUUUUUGAUCGUUUUAUUUUUCUGACUUCUCAACCUGAUGUGAAGAAAAGGAUUGCAGAGGCUGUUCGGGAUAAGCAGGAAGCUGUUGCUGUGACCACUGCAAUACAGGAAGAGAUAUUUUUGGAGAUGGGUGUUGACCCAAGAUUUGGUAUCUCAUGCCUGGGAAAAGUCAGUACUGUAUACGAGAAUGACCAAGAGUUGGUGAUUCAGUUUUAUAAAUUCCUUUCAAAAGAAGAGGUGGCAUGUGAUGAAGCAGAGCUUGGAGAAGAAGAAUUUGCAGAAAAAAUGCUGUAUCAACAACAAUUACAGGAACAGCAACUAGAGAUGCUGAAGUACAUGCGCAAGUUUCACUUGGAUGAUCAAUCUGCCAUCCUUGAGAAGUUACACCAGCAGAUGGAAAAUGGCGAUUAUGAAAGCGAGACAUCCAUUUUGUCAUCCGAGCAAAUCGAAGAGAUCGUUCCAAGGAAGGUGUCCCCUCUGUAUACGCCGAGCUAGAACCAAAAGCCGGCCCUAUGAUGGACCCUUAAAAUUAUUUUGGCAGAUAUUUUGGUUUAUGGGUAUCUUGUGACAUUUAUUUUGUUUCGUCCAAUUCCUCAUUCUGUUACUAUUUACUUCGUUUACUGCCUGACACUUCAUUUUGUAGCCUCUGCAAGGUUAACAUUUUUAUGUAAUGAUUUUAAAAUUGUAUAGAUUAUGGAAUCGGUUACGACACAGAAUGAUCCAUAAGAAAAGAUAAUACACAUGGUCCAUUAGGGUAGCAUUUGUUUA
Cajanus cajan (pigeon pea) is the source of this 920-nucleotide messenger RNA. Its product is annotated as plant/protein. Lineage: Eukaryota; Viridiplantae; Streptophyta; Magnoliopsida; Fabales; Fabaceae. The record is from RefSeq and is a predicted model, not a curated record.